Messenger RNA from Closterium sp. Naga37s-1, 2019 nucleotides. The record is from the annotation of a GenBank genome assembly. NCBI's taxonomy places the organism in Eukaryota, Viridiplantae, Streptophyta, Zygnematophyceae, Desmidiales, Closteriaceae.
AUGGCUGAUGCAUGGCGUGUGAUGUGGCAGAUGGACAAGGAGGACGAGGCGGAGGUGAGGAAGCGCAUCAUGGAGGCCAAGUUUGACUUCAACGACAUGCUCAAGCAGACGCGCAUGAUGGCGCGCAUGGGGUCCAUGGGCGGCAUGCUCAAACUCAUCCCCGGCAUGAACAAGCUGACACCGCAGCAGGUGCGCGAGGCAGAGAAGAGCCUCGAAGUCAUGGAGUCCAUGAUCGCCUCCAUGACCAACCAGGAGCGUGCGGACCCGGAGCUGCUUGCCAAGAGCCCGUCGCGCCGUCGCCGAAUCGCCAAAGGAUCAGGCAGAAGCCAGGAGCAGGUGAGCGCACUGAUCUCGCAGCUGUUCCAGAUGCGAGUGCGCAUGAAGGCCGUGGCCGACAUGGUGUCUGGCAAGGCCAUGCCCGCCAUUCCCGGCCUCGACACAUCCGGCGCCAAGAAGCCGCGCGGAGCGCCGGCGUUCGGGCAGUGGGCGGGGUACAUACCGGUGGGGCCGGCGGGGCGGAAGCGGCUCUUCUAUUGGCUCACGGAGUCCGUGGCGGCGCCUCUCACCAAGCCGCUCGUGCUGUGGCUCAACGGAGGUCCAGGGUGCUCGUCCAUCGGCUACGGUCUCCUGCAGGAGCUCGGGCCCUGGCGAGUGGCGGGCCCCGCGGGACGGCAGCUGCAGUUCAACCCGUACUCGUGGAACAAACUGGCGAACGUGCUGUUCCUGGACUCGCCUGCGGGAGCGGGCUUCUCGUACUCGCUGGCGGCCUCCGACCUCGCCACGGGCGACAACCAAACAGCCCAGGACACGGUGCAGUUUCUGCGCGCCUUCCUCCGCCGCCACCCGCGCUACAACGGGCGCAAGCUGCUGCUGGCGGGGGAGAGUUACGCAGGUCACUACAUUCCGCAGCUGGCGGACGCGUUGGUGGCGAUGGAGGCGCGCCCGGCGCUGAGGGUGCGCAUGAGAGUGGGGGGCGUGCUGCUGGGCAACCCCUUCGUGCACGCGCGCGUUGACACCUCCUCGCGCGCGCGCUUCUUCCUCGACCACGGGCUGCUCUCCCCGCGCCUCUUCUCCCAGGCCGCGCAGUGCGGGUUCUCCCCCAACACGGUGCGGCCCGGCAUGGCAUGUGACGCUGUCAUGAACGCCGUUGCCACCGCUGACAGCGGCAUCGACCCCUAUGACAUAUACGCGCCAGUGUGCCUCUCCCCCGCCUACCACUCCCUUCAGCUCAACACGCAACGCUUCCGCCUCUCUCGCCUCUUCACCUCCUCUCCCCGCCCCUCUACACCGCACUCCACCUCGCCUUCCGCCACCUCCUCCUCACCCUCCUCUUUACACCCUGCCUCACAAGCAAGAGGGGCGGGAGGGGGGCUGGUGGGGUCAAUACAGGGUCAGAGCGCAAGUGUAUGGGGAGGAGAGGGGGAGAGCGGAGAGGGGGGAACAGGUGCAGUGAGGGGAGCAGAGGGAGCAGCAGGUGCAAUGAGUGGCGUCGACGGGGAGGGGGAGGUGGAGGGGGCGGAGGAUGCGGGGGCAGCGAGCAGGGCGUGCAUGGACGUGUGGGUGCAGCGGUACCUGCAGUGGCCUCCCGUGCAGCGCGCCCUCCAUGCCAUGCCCGCUGCUGCUGCCGCCCAGCCGCACCACUGGGUGCCCUGCAGCGCAUCACUGCAGUACGCCAGUGCGGACAUGGAGGUCUCCAUGCUGCCCGUGCUGCACCGCCUGCUCGCAGCGCAAGUGCCCCUCUGGAUCAUGUCGGGCGACACGGACUCAGUGGUGCCGUUCACGGGCACGAGGCAGUGGGUGGCGGGGCUCAACCUGCCGCUGCUCGCCCCUCUCCACCCCUGGACGCUGCCCUCCAACCAGGUGGGGGGGUGGGUGACGCGGUACAAGGGCGUGACAUUCAUCACGGUGCGGGGGGCGGGCCACCAGAUCCCCACGGGGCGACCCGCGGCCGCCCUCACCAUCUUCCACCACUUCCUCCACGGCACCACGCUACACGCCCUGCCCUCCUUCUACCGGUAG